UCUGUUGACUCAGCACGCUGCUUUUGUUUACACUUCUGCCUGAACCGCUUAGAUAGCUGGUCGUUCCAGUCAAAGAACAGCAACUAGUACACAAUAACAGGCAGAAAACGAAAAGUAGGCUGGUAGUAAAGUUAACGUCACGGACAACGGAAUGAACGAAAGGACGUUUUUGCAACAGCACAGCAGUUGCGCUGACGGUGUUGUUCGGGAUUGCUUAUCCUCAGAUUCAGCCGGUUAUGGAUCUACAGAAAGCUCAAGAGAACCUCAGCAAUUGAGAUUCGACGUAGAUAUAUCAGGAUUUUCAAUUGUCGAGUAUUUGUCCUUAGAUCACAAUGUCCACUGGCUUAUGCAAACAAUCCAGGAUCGAUAUAAUCGAAUGUAUACACAUCAACGAAAUCUACCUAAAGCCUAUGCAAAGAAGAUAUUUUGUGUAGAAUUGGAUUGCGAACUACAGCCAGAAGACGAACUGUCUCACUGUUUUUCAAAAUUUGUUCGUGAAGGACGAGUAAAGAUCAUUGUGGAAAUGAGUACAGUGGAAUCUGAGUCAGAUUCAGAAGAGAAUGAAACAGUAGGUAGAGGCCACUCGAGACCACCCAGCUCAUCGAGAUCUGAGAGCGCAGAUACUGCUACUGCUGAUGCUAUUACAGAUGCAAGCACUCUUGCUACCGUUCCACAGGGCAAUGGAAUCACUAAUGAAAGCAGAAGAUACACUAUUGAAGAUCAGCGAUUGUUUUACUGGAUCUCGCGUCUGUCCUUUCUGUGGAAGUCUCCAUCUGACGAAUCUAGAACAAUCAAAUGCAGCAGAUAUUUGGGUCAAGGUUCCCUAACUCUCUUGGCUCUUUAUUACAUAUCCUACGUUGUUUACAACCCUUUUCUAGACCCUCCAGGACUUUCUUUCUCAUUUAAGACAACCAAUGUGGUUAAUAUGUACUUCGUUGUACAAGGAUUGCGGUAUCUGGUUAUAUACGGACUUGGAAUAUGGCUCUGCGCAAUUUCUCACAUUCAUCACGUGAUCAAAAAAAGUUCUCUUCACUCAAUCGGACAAGAUGAAGAAUUCGAGUGGAAUCAAGUGAACAAAUUUUUGUCCAAACGAGCAUUCAUAAGCAUUAUCUUGAUUCUUCUACCCGCACUUACCGUCAUUCCAGCACUAAGUGGCCAUUACGAUGGUUGCAGUCACAAUUUGAAAUUGGAUACACGUAACCUCGUUUCUAUUACAGUACCGAUUGAACUUGUAGGGUACGUGUUGUUUUGCAUCAUUACACUGCCCGUCUUUCUAACCGUUUUGUGUAUCGCCAAAAUUCACGUGGCCGAGCUUCGAACAUUCUCUCGUCGCAUGCUGGCAUGGAGAGGAGACAACGCCAAGGACGCUGAAGACCUCGUGCGCAAAAUCCAAGGAGCAGUUCGAUACUCAUCAGAUCGUUUGCAUACCAUUCUGUCAGUAUACUACUUUGUCAUGAUACUGUGGAUGAAUACAUGUGGUUGGAUUGCUGUCGACAAAUGGAUUGUUUUGAGAUCUUCAAAAUAUCAAUAUCAAAACUGUUGGAUGCCUGCUGAUGCAGCUCGAUACACCAUUAUUACCGUCACUCAAUUUCUCCGUUUCUAUAUCUAUCCGCUCUAUUACUUUGCCAAAUUGCCCAGAAUCUUGAAGAGACUCGUCGCUGAUAUUGCGACUGUCGACUGCGAGACACAGGCCGCAAAUGGCUAUUUGCUUAGAACGUACAAACUUCGAAAAAGAAUGACGAACGUGAUUUCGACUGGUCUAAAGCACGAGCCGCGUUUUGUUGUAUUUUGGUGCAUCCCAAUCUCUGAAUUUGGAGCAGUAUUACUCGUUUGCUUUACGCCCAUUCUUCCAGUAGUGUGGAACAGUAUACUAGCAAGUUAGGUUUUGUAGGUACCACGCAGAUCGUAUUUCUACGCAUUUUUUACAAUAUACGGGUGUUUGCUCUCUUGUCGAUGUAAUUUUGCUUAAUUAAUUGAUUUAAUUAGUGUUAUUUUCUGUGCGUUUGAGACAGUUUUGGCACAGAGCAUUAAUUUGUAAGAAACUG
This is a messenger RNA of Corticium candelabrum, 2045 nucleotides long. RefSeq lists its product as uncharacterized. NCBI's taxonomy places the organism in Eukaryota, Metazoa, Porifera, Homoscleromorpha, Homosclerophorida, Plakinidae. Bases 152 to 1882 code for a protein of 576 amino acids. The transcript is spliced from 2 exons. The record is from RefSeq and is a predicted model, not a curated record.